Molecule: messenger RNA, 1770 nt
Organism: Momordica charantia (bitter melon)
Lineage: Eukaryota; Viridiplantae; Streptophyta; Magnoliopsida; Cucurbitales; Cucurbitaceae
Product: protein DETOXIFICATION 14-like
Biological process (GO): xenobiotic detoxification by transmembrane export across the plasma membrane
Cellular component (GO): membrane
Molecular function (GO): xenobiotic transmembrane transporter activity; antiporter activity
Source: RefSeq, a predicted model, not a curated record
UUCCUAUAAAUAGAGAUUUUCGAAAAAUCGUUGAAGAGUAACAGAUUCUCUUCUGACGCGUCCGCCAUGGAAGUAGAAGCCACGUUGCGCCAGUAACACUCGAGUUUUUCUCCAUUUCUCACCAGAAGAGGCGACUCCGGAAAAAGUUACCGGGCAUUGUAUCUCCGGUUACGUUGUCGGAAAACAUGGAGGAGGCUCUUUUGCAGAAGCAGAGGGAAGGGGAUGAAGAUGCCAGAGGCAGAGGCAGAGAAGAAGGUCUAGGUUUGAGCAAAAAAUGGGGCGUCUCGGUUCAAGAAAUCAAGAGAUUAGGAUAUUUAGCAGGUCCUUUGAUUGUUGCAAAUUUUUCGCAGUAUUUCUUGCAAGUGAUUUCGAUUAUGAUGGUUGGCCAUCUCUAUCAGCUUUCUCUCUCUAGCACCGCCAUUGCCGUCUCCCUCUCUGCCGUCUCCGGCUUCAGUCUUCUGUAUGGAAUGUCUAGUGCCCUGGAAACCCUGUGCGGGCAAGCUUAUGGAGCUCAACAAUAUCAGAAUCUUGGAAUCCAUACUUACAGUGCUACUCUAUCUCUGACCUUAGUUUGUAUUCCCAUUUCUUUCAUGUGGUUAUACAUGGGAAAGUUUCUGAUACUUAUUGGCCAAGACCCUUCAAUAUCACAUGAAGCUGGUAGAUUUUCCACAUGGCUCAUUCCAGCACUUUUUGCUUAUGUGAUUCUCCAAAUUCUUGUGCGUUUCUUGCAAGCACAGAGUUUGAUCCUCCCCUUGCUUGUAAGCUCUAUUGCUUCUUUAGUUUUCUUCAUACCUUCCUGUUGGGUUUUGGUAUUCAAGUUUGGACUUGGGCACGUUGGAGCAGCUUUAGCAAUCGGUAUGUCAUAUUGGUUAAAUGUAAUUUUGUUGGGAUUAUAUGUUAUGUUUUCUUCUGCCUGUGUGAGAAUUAGAAUCCCAAAUUCCAUGGAGCUGUUCCGGGGAACCAGAGAGUUCUUCUGUUUGGCCAUUCCUUCUGCUGUUAUGAUUUGCCUUGAAUGGUGGUCAUAUGAGUUUCUUACAUUGCUUUCUGGGUUCUUACCAAAUCCUAAGCUUGAAACUUCAGUUUUAUCUGUUUGCUUGUCAAUCUUGACAACCAUUUUCACAGUAGCCGAGGGACUUGGGGCUGCAGCAAGCACUCGAGUCUCAAACGAAUUGGGGGCAGGAAAUACUGAAGCGGCUCGAAUUUGUGUGUGCACCGUGAUGUUUAUUACUGUGGUGGAAACAGUGACAGUGAGCACAAUUAUUUAUGGCAACCGUGAAGUGGUUGGCUAUGUUUUCAGCAAUGAGAAGGAGGUGGUGGACUAUGUUGCUGCAAUGGCUCCUAUACUUAGUUUAGCUGUGAUUUUGAACAGCUUGGAGGGUGUCCUUUCAGGUGUGGCUAGGGGAUGUGGAUGGCAGGAGUUGGGGGCUUAUGUCAACCUUGGAUCAUACUAUCUAUUUGGAAUUCCUACUGCUGCUGUGUUGGGAUUUUGGUUAGAAUUAAGAGGGGAAGGGCUUUGGAUAGGAAUCCAAGCUGGUGCUUUCCUCCAAUCUCUUCUGCUCUGCAUCAUCACCACUUUGACAGAUUGGGAAAAGCAGGCAGACAAUGCUAGGAAGAGAAUAUUUCAUGGAACAAGUUCGCUCGAUUGGGAUUGAGAAGGUUCCGUAAUAUACGUAUAUACAUACAUACAUGUCCCCUCUCAAGCGUGGACUUGAAUAUUAAUUUUAUUCACGACAUUCAACAUGUGGUUAUUAAUAUUAAUGGAAAAAGAAA